AUGCCUCCGCCGCCAUUCAGUGGAUCCAACGUUGUGGAUGCAAAGGAGGCCACCAAACUGACAGUCGGUCCUCCGGAGGAUCUUUGCGUAAGAUCUCAGGGACCUGCUUCAGGGGCUAAAUUACAGCACAAACCGGCGACUUUACCAGGGAGCACAAGCGGCAGCCGCUGGGGUCGGCCCCCUCAAAAGACAUUGUCCCGGCCAGCCCUAACCUCUAAACCGGGCACGACGGUGAAGCCAAGGCCUCGGCCCCUUCCAUUGCAGUCGAGUGAAGGAACGUCCACACCUGCAAUUGCAACAGAGUUAAAUAAGGAAAAGAGGGCGAAGGAGCAGGGGGCUCCCCCGGCCCCCAGGCCUGUUGUUGGUGCUGGUAAGAAGGUAACAGUAGCGGUGGCUCCGACGGAGAAAACGGAGGAGGCGAACCCCCCGGCGCCCGCUUCAUCUUUUCUUGAUGAUAUGCCUGUAGAGGCGUGUCUGGAGUAUCUGACGCGGCCCCAUCGCUCGUGGGAAAGUGCCACACGAAUUAGAGAAUUACAAAAACAGCGCGCCGAAAACAGCAGCCGCGCGGCCAGAAGAAGGAGUGCUUCCAAUUCCCUGUCUUCCUCCAUGCAGUUCUCAGCCUCCUCUUCCGUCGGGAAUAUGAGUGCCCACAGUGCCCCGCCCGCCUUCGGCCGCUUCGGUACGGGUUCAACGCGUGCCGAAAGCAGGGGUGGUAUUGUGCCGCGUGCGCGGUUUGGUGCACUGCCGGGUGCGAAACCUGAACCUGAGGGCCUUAUGGUGGGUGGUACUUCCGUCGUUGUGAGUGGAGGUCAACUGCCGUUACGGCUGCAGCCCCCACUAUCAUUUGGCGAAUGCCGUAGUGCAACAGCAGGGAGUGUUGGGUUUCGACCACAUGGCGAAAGGUGUGGUGGUGGGCCGCAGGGGUUUUCAUUUUCGAUGCAGUGA
Messenger RNA from Trypanosoma brucei brucei TREU927, 945 nucleotides. RefSeq lists its product as hypothetical. Lineage: Eukaryota; Euglenozoa; Kinetoplastea; Trypanosomatida; Trypanosomatidae. The record is from RefSeq and is a predicted model, not a curated record. The transcript has a single exon. The coding region runs from base 1 to 945 and encodes 314 amino acids.